Molecule: messenger RNA, 1482 nt
Organism: Cotesia congregata
Lineage: Eukaryota; Metazoa; Arthropoda; Insecta; Hymenoptera; Braconidae
Source: the annotation of a GenBank genome assembly
AUGGAAGAAUAUAAUUGUGAAAAAGUUAAAUUGCGUCAUAAGGAAUGGAGAAAGAUUGUUAAAAAAGAACGACGUAAACGGGUAAGACAGAAAACCGCUCAGCUGAGAGAUGCCGAGGAGAAACAGCUGCAGGUGGCGCUCGAGAGAAGUGCGGGAUAUUUGAACUGGCUUCUUGAACAGAAAUUGUUGCAAGAGGAGAAAGAGAGGAAGAAAGCGGAAGAGUUGGCGGAACAAGAAAAACAAUGGCUGGAAAAUGAGCGCAAAGCUCGAGCCCGAGCGGAACAGCUGCGCCAAGAAGAAAUAAUAAGAAAAGAAUUUGAAGAAAAGCAAGAAGCGCUAAAGAAAAAGCGUGAAGAAAUAAAGCGUCUGCAGGACGAAGAAAUUAACAGACAAGUACAAUUAGAAAAAGAGAUAGAUGAUUACAUAGACAACGGCGUAAGAACUCCUGAAUAUUUGCGGUUAACAAGCGACACGCACCCAACAAAGGAGCCGUGUGUGUUCUUUACCAAAACUGGAGCUUGCAAAUACGGCGACGCUUGUUCCAGGAACCACCAAAGAAAAUCUUUGACCAAAGUGAUCCUAAUUCCCGGUUUCUACUAUCACUUUUCGCUGGAAAAGAAUUCUAAUGAGUAUGACACCGACGUGGGACUAGAGUUUGAGUCUUCAGAAACGCGUAAUCACUUCAGGGAGUUUUACAAGGACGUAGUACCUGAACUGGAGAGCUUCGGUAGAAUCCGGACUCUUAAGUGUUGCUUCAACAGCGACAUCCAUCUCAGAGGAAAUUUGUACGUAGAGUAUGAGACUGAGCGAGAAGCUGCCAGGGCCUGGAGGAAGCUCAGAAGCCGCUGGUACGCUGGAAGACAACUUAAUUGCGAGUUUGCUAAUAUUGUGUCCUGGAGGAACGCCGUCUGUGGGAUGUUCCACUGUCCUAAGGGUCGGGGUUGCAAUUUUAUUCACGCUUUCAGGAACCCUGGAGAUGAGUACGACAUCAAAAGUCCGCCUUGGCGCGCUGUUAGGGCCAAUAGAGAAUCCACCAACAGCCGGAGAGACAGGAUGGAAGAAGAAUCUAGGAGAAGAGAUGACACUCAUCGGAAUUGGAGAUGGUCUGAGUCCCCAGAAGUGGAGAUGGAAGAUAUAAGCUCGAAGAAAGAGAAGGAGAGACUGAAAUCUAGAAGACGAUCGGAAACUCCAUCCUCGAGGUCUGAAAGACAUUCUAAGGGUAGAGAUUCUAGGAGGGAUAAGAAGACUUCUAGAAGACAUUCGUCAGAAUCUAGGUAUGAUUAUUUUAAAAAGAAGAAAAGAAGAAGUGAUAAGGAUAAAGAAAAUGGAGAGUUGAGGGAAAAUAAAUUGAGGAAGAAAUCUAAAGAAGAUAUGGCAAGGAAAAGUGAUAGAGAUAAAGAAAAUGGAGAGUUGAAGGAAAAUAAAUUGAAGAAGAAAGUUAAAGAAGAUAUAAAAACAAAAUCUAGAGAUUAUGUUGAUAAA